AUGAGUAUAUGUCUAAGUCCAGUUGAACUUGUUUUCGAUUUGACUCGUAAUAUUUUAACUCUUAAGAUCUCUAAUGUUGAAAUCGUCAAUCAAUUCAUUGAUUAUAAUACUUCUCGAGAUUUAUGGCAAGGGAUUGAAAAUCUCUUAAACAGUGGACGCGAUGAACUUCAAAUCUACGAUAUGAGUUCGACGGCCGCCACCUUAAGGCAAGGAAACAGUACCAUUGAAACGUACUUUGGAAAACUCAGUAUGUUAUGGAAGGAAAUUGAUAGACGUAUGCCCAACCCCAUGACUUGCCCUCAAGAUAUCACAGCAUUCAAUAACUUUAUACAGAGACAAAGGUUAUAUCAAUUUCUUCUCGGAAUAAACGAGAACCUUGAUAAAGAAAGAAGAGACUUACUCCACAUGGACCCUCUCCCAACAGUGGAUAUAGCCUAUGCCACCAGACGGGAAAUCUCACGCCGGAAAAUUAUGACCGGCGUCUCAUCACCGGGAAUAGAUCCCUUAGAGAUUGGGUCGGGUCUAGCAAUGAAAAACAAAAACUUCCCUCGCAACCGUGAAAGCGACGACCGGAAAAAACUCCGAUGUAGCCACUGUGGAGGGUCACGACAUACUAAGGAAGGUUGUUUCAAGCUAGUGGGAUACCCCGAUUGGUGGGAUGACCUACAAAAGAGGAAGGCCGCCACCAAGGCACUGGCACACCGGACCGGCGGCAAGGCCCACCUUGCAACUGCAGAUCACCCCAGUGAGAUCACAUCAUCAUAUUCAGGUAUGGAUUUGGAAAAAAGGGAGGCAGCCAUGACUGAACAGGGAACAAGCAAAAGGAAAGAGGAGAGAGAAAUGAGAGAAACGGCCACACAGAAAGGGGAAGGGAAAGGGUCACUUAUAACCCUACUCAACCCACCUUAA
This is a messenger RNA of Amaranthus tricolor (Joseph's coat), 909 nucleotides long. RefSeq lists its product as uncharacterized. Bases 1 to 909 code for a protein of 302 amino acids. Lineage: Eukaryota; Viridiplantae; Streptophyta; Magnoliopsida; Caryophyllales; Amaranthaceae. The transcript is spliced from 3 exons. The record is from RefSeq and is a predicted model, not a curated record.